AGUAGUGUCAGGAGUUUGUCCCAACAUGGCGGCACAGAGUGAGGGAGGUGGCAGAGAUGAGUUAAAAACCCACUUUGCCACCAGAGAGGGCACUUACAAAUUAAUGCCAUUGUCAGAAUAUUCGAAACCUUCACGAGUGGCAUACAAUGGACAGACUAACACACCAGUUAAAGUGUCAUUUGUGAAUGUCAACGAUGGGUCGGGGUCCCCCGAUCGGAUCUGUUUUAAUGUUGGGAGGGAGUUAUACGUUUAUGUUUACAAGGGUGUUAGAAAGGCUGCAGAUCUAACAAAACCGCUGGACAAAAGGAUCUACAAGGGGACCCUGCCUACAUGCCAUGAUUUCAAUCAACAUUUUGUCACUACUGAGAGUGUAUAUCUAUUAGUUGGCUUCACAGCUGGGCAAGUCCAGCUGAUUGAUCCAAUCAAAAAGGAGCUCAGUAAAUUGUACAAUGAAGAGAGGUUAAUAGACAAGACCAAGGUGACUUGUAUCAAGUGGAUCCCUGGAUCACCCAACCAGUUCCUGGUGUCUCAUGGCAGUGGUCAGAUGUAUGUGUAUAAUGAGGACUUACCAUGUGGGCCAACACCUCCACACUACCAGCUCUUUAAGCAGGGCGAGGGCUUCUCUGUAUACACAUGUAAAACAAAGACUACUCGCAACCCCAUGUAUCGGUGGAUAGUGGGGCAAGGAGCUAUUAAUGAGUUUGCAUUUUCUCCGUGUUCACGGUACAUCGCAAUUGUUAGUCAAGAUGGCUACCUCCGCGUGUUCAACUAUAACUCUAUGGAACUUCAUGGCACGAUGAAGAGUUUCUUUGGAGGACUUCUGUGUGUGUGUUGGUCACCGGACGGGAGGUAUCUCGUCACUGGGGGAGAGGAUGACUUGGUGACAGUGUGGUCUUUUCAAGAGAAAAGAGUCGUAUGCCGUGGUCAAGGUCAUAAGUCUUGGGUGAAUGUUGUGGCCUUUGACAUGUUCACGUCAAUUGUGUGUGAUGAAGAAGACUGUGAUUACAUGGAAGAGCAAGAAGACUGUAGUCAUUCAAAAGCCAAUCAUACCGGGUCAAAAGAUUCGACUUCCGAUUUACCUCAGUCUAAUGGCUCUCAUGUCAGUUCCAAAAGUAAUUCCACGGAAGGUAAAAAUGUGACAUUCACAUCCUACAGAUUCGGUUCUGUAGGUCAGGAUACUAUGCUGUGUUUGUGGGACUUGACGGAGGACAUUGUCAGGCAGCCGUAUGGACGGUCUUGGACUAGCGUUGUGGCAUCGGCAAAUGCUGCCUCUUCUCUUCCCCGCUGCAACAGUCUACCAAACUCUCAAAAGCCCAACUCCAUUGCAAAUGAUGUGUCAGCAAUGGAUGGCAAUGCUCACCAUAUACAAAAUGCUGUCAUGAAUGCCAGCAGUAAAUUUGCAACUCUCUCAGUAGCAGAUCGGAAGGAGAGUCAGGAAAAGAAGGAACACAAAAGGAACUUUAGUCUAGCGAGUCGGAACACUGAGAAAGUCAAUCUACUUAAGUCUAACCAUGUGAGGCCUAUAGAUGAGUCGUUAAAACUUUUGGGGACAGCUUCCUGUCCUAGGUUAGAUGAAGUUCCCAUUCUGGAACCUCUAAUUUGUAAGAAAGUGGCACAUGAACGUUUAACAUCUCUGGUGUUUCGAGAGGAGUGCAUAGUUACAGCAUGUCAAGAAGGACUUGUGUACACGUGGGCUCGACCAGGGAAAGUUAUACAUGAAGGAUGAAGUCCUGUACAGUCUAAAGAAAAUGAACUUGUGAAACUUUGUGAUACACUCACAAGAAGUGCUGAGAAUGGCUGCCAAGUCAAAUCCUACAAGAUUACACCGCAUGGAGCGAUCUUUAUUCAACAAUGGUGUUGCUCCUCAGUUGCAAGCUUAGAUCCAGGGCCUUAAUGUCAUGUCGUAUGUCCUUGAAAGCAUCAUCAACAACUGUAACAGUGGGCCUUAGUGUUGUGGCAGUCGUUCUUGGAGCAUCAUCUACCCUUGUAACAGUGGGCCUAAGUCGCAUGGCAAUUGUGUCCAAUAUCACCAACCCAUGUAACUGUUGGCCUUACUGUAUUGUGUUCAAUAUGUCCUUGGUAAGAUCUACCCUCAGCAGUGGGCCUUGGUGACAUGGUAACUGUCCCUGGUGAGAUCUUGCCGAUGACCGUGGGCCUUGGUGUCAUGACGACUGUCCUUUGUAGUGAUAACAUUGGACCUGGGUGUCAUGGCGACUCUCAUGCAGUGCGCUAACCUCAUAGCAGUGGGCCCUGGUGUCAUGUCAGCUUUCCCUGGCUAGAUCUACCCAUAUGACAGUGAACCAUGGUGUCAUGGCAACCUGACUUUAAUCGACCCUUGUAACAGCUGGCUUUCAUGUAUGGUGGCAACUGUCCUCGAUAAGAUCUGGCCUCGUUACUGUAGUCAGGGCAACUGCUUGUGGUGUCGUGAUCAUCGUCACCGUCACCUUGGACAUGGAGAUGGCUUUAAUGAAGAAUGAGAACUUAUCCAGACUGGUGCAGCAUGGCGUCUUUGACUGGCAGAGUUGUUGUUGUUUUUAAUCCAGAAGUCUGCUCAGACAAGCAGAGAAAGACCAUCAUGGCUUGUUACCCUUGUUUUUAUUCCCUGCAGAAUGAAAUACUUAAUUAUAGCAUUUUAUUCAUCAGUUAGCGCCUUAUCCAGACCCUCUGGUGUGUCAUCCCUCGAAAAGUUCAUACUCUGUUGAUCAUGUUGUGAGAAUAUUGUUAUUAUUUAUUGUACAUUGUUUGUUAUAACUUACAUGAUCGGGUCACAAAACAGUAUGUUAUAUAUAUAUAUAUAUGUCAGUUUGAUUCAUAAUGAGUGCUUAGACAUGGUAAUCAAAUACUAGUGUAAGAGUGUUGUGAGCCUAUGACAGAUAAAUAACAAUUUUAACAUCAUGCAAUAUCGGACUCAGCAUACAUGCGUUAUAGUAGUGACAUUGCCAUAAGAAUAUAGAUUAUAUAUCCUCAUAUCUGAUAUUUGCAUCUUACAUUUUCUCUUUGUAAGUUUUAGCUUUGCAGCAGAUGUUUACUUUAUUCUCUGAGAAAUGUGUUUGAAAAUAAUUGGUGGCAGUUCUCUCUACGAGACAGUUAAUUGUUUAAGGUUACUCAUAAGCUUUUCAAGCAAAAGAAAUUACCUGAAAUAUCACUAGCCCAAUCAGGGAUAAUCCCUAAAAUUACAAUAUUCAGCCUGACCUCAUUAAAUGAGCUGACUUCGGCAAAUAGGCUAGUGCAAAUUCUAUUACUGAUUUUGAGAAAAAGGAUCGUUUGUUAAAACCAUUGUGAUGGUACUUUAUGAAACAAAUAUGACAUUAGUCUUUACAUGUGUAAUGUACAGAAAUAUUUAGGUGUCUACUAAAAUCCCUCACAGUGACAAGCCUAGGGUGAACUUAAAGCCAUGUGAGAAAUUGAGAACAAAGACAUAGCUUCUCUUAUGAAUUCCCAGACUUGGUGUUCAGGAGGCGACCAUAUUGGUUUGGAUAGCAAUCAAAGGUACUUCUGUGGAUGUGAUUUGGUGGAUGAACACCAGAGAAUGCUACACUGCUCUGACCUGGUUCAGAAACUUUCAUCUUCCAUGACACCCAAAAUAUGGCUGGUUUGGCUAAGGCUCAGCAUCUGAUUUACCGGUAGUCUCUCACUCUCAUUUGACUGCAGCUGAACACAUUGCUUCGGGUGAUGUAGAGACCUUUCCAACCUGUGAAGUCUGUAACAAUCUGAUACGUUGUAGCUUGUGUCAACAGCUUUAACUACUCUGUACCAUAAAAACAUCCAACUACCAAAGGCAAUUCAUUACCAUUUUGACAGUUCAGUAUGAUACUUUUAAUGCAUUUCAUAUUGGUUUGAGCAAAGAUAGUUAGGAUCUUCAUUAGCAGAUGUUUGCACCUUUACAUUUUUUAUGGUUUCAUUUUGGUUACAACUUCCUGUGACAAUAUUUUAGCUGAAACGUCAUUAUUUGGUUACUAUCAACAUGUAUUUCAUUCCUUAUUGGGUAGAGCCAUGUAUUCUCACCUCGUCAUAUGACAGAUGUUUAUAGUUAAACAGUCAGGGGACAUCCUGAUUGUGUCUGUUUGUCUGAUAGUGUUCAAUGCUUGUUUGAUAAGUAGACCUUUAGAAUCUCCAGUGUUGAUAAUUAAACAAUCACCAGAGGGUUUGGGAUGAGGCUGUUCAAUCGGCUGUGUUUCCUUAGAUUGACCAGACAUGAUGACUGAUUGCUACAGAGCUAUGUGUACAUUGCUUCUCUGUGAUACUCCAGGGAUUCCUGGAACUUGUACGAGUGAUGGGCGAACGAACGAGUGAAAGAAGUGUGUCUAUGAACAAUCCGACCAAUCAACGGAGUAAUAAACGUUGUUCCUGUGUGAUCAGCCCUUACAUGUUGUCAGUGUGAUUUCUACAGUGCAGAGGUGAUUGGACGUUUUGCUUGGUGGUGCCAUAUGGUUUCGUGUUCUGCUCCUUAAACUGUGUUCAGACAGACACUGGGGUACGAGACCUCACAGGUGACGUGGCGCGCUCCUGAAUCCUAAUAUGUUAAAUUUGGAAGCAUUACAUGUCUGAUGAUCUUGAUGACAUAGAUGUAACGGUAAUUUCAAAAGUUGUGACAGAUUGUGUAAAAGUGAAUGUUUAAUAAUCAGAUUAUUUCUUGUGCUACUUUUAUAAACUGCUCUUUGAAGGUAGGCUUAAAAUCAGCAGAGAUUGCGAACAACUCUGUUGGUUGAUAGAAGCAUUUGAAACCAUCAAGUGACAUUCUGUAGCAUCAUAUCCAAAGAAACAACUUGCAGAUAACUUUGUGUGUUUGUGAUCUGCCACUAUAUGGAAUUAUAUUUCAAGAAUGCUUUCACUGAGAUAUACUGUGUUGGAUAAACUGUUUGAAUUUAUUGGAGUUCAGUGUGUAACUUCUAGACAAUUUUGAUCUCUCAGAAUAUGAACUUGUUAUACUGGCUGUGUAGAACCAGCCUUUGUGUGUCAAGUAGGAAUCCUAUAUAUCUCUGAUAUGUUUAUUUCUGAAACUUUUUUGUGUUCAUUCAGUGACAUUAGGAAAAUCAACAACACUAGUAUGGUGUUCAUUUUGACAUUCACAUGUCACCGGAUCAAUCUGUCUUCCUCUUAGGUGAUCAUGUGUAGCUCUGUCCUUUGUCCUUGUUCGCUCGUCACACCGAAGACCCGGGUUCGAUUCCCCACAUGGGUACAAUGUGUAAGCCCAUUUCUGGUAUCCCCCACAGUGAUAUUGUUGGAAUAUUGGUAAAAGCGGCGUAAACUCCAACACACUCACUCACUCACUCCUUUGUCCUUGGUCCACAUAAUUUUAGGAAAUUAACAUUUUGCAUGCUAUUAAAGUUCUGAAAUCUAAGUUCCUAGAUUCACGCUGAUGUCCUUUUAUCCUCCCCCUACUGACAUCUCAAGCAAAAAAAUAAUCCAUUACCCAACAAAUAUAACAAUUAUACUCCUAUUUUAUGUUUGCUGGUGCAUGACUUGCAGACAACCUGGAUGUGUCUCGUCUUGAAUGGGACAACUCUGAGAUAGAUUGUCUGGUUUUGAGUUAUUUUUAUGAAGGUCAAGGGAAUGGACUACCUCAGUGAGAUGUCUGUAUACUUUCCUGAAGUGUCCUGGCCUCGACUACAAUCUCCAAGAACGAAACUCCAAGAAAGCAGGGGAAGUGGGGUAGCCUAAUGGUUAAGGCAUGCGCUCGUCGCGCUGUUGAUUCUCCACGUGGGUGCAAUGUGUGAAGCCUGUUUUUGGUGUCCCCUGCCAUGAUAUUGCUGGAAUAUUGCUAAAAACAGCAUAAAACUAAACUCACUCACUCACCCGAAGAAAGCAGCGCCAUGACUUGUAGGUGUAACAACUGACAAUGUUUAACUAGGCUUCAUAAGGCUUGGAUAAGAAGGUACUAAGAAGUGAGAAAUCACUUUUGGGUCAUUCAAAUGAAGAUUGCCAGCUGACUUAAAGAAUGGGACUAUGAUGGUAUGUUUAUUGACAUCACAAAUGUCGAUAAGUGCUAUUUCUUUGAGUUUGGUGUGAAGGUCUUAUUUGAUACUAUUUUGGGGGAUUGCAUGUGAAAAACAUUUGUAAUAUUGCAGUUUUAAAAGUUUGAAUUGUAAUAGUUUGAGAUCAUUUAUAAGCACAUAAUUAGAAAUCUAUAUGCACAUUUCCAUCUUUUACCUCCUGUGAAAUUCAAUAUGAGUACUUUAAUAUAAACCAAAUUGCUUUUCAUCCCCCUGUAUGUUCUUGAGACCUGAAAUGUUCCAGAAACUAUGACAAUCAUGUGUAUAUAGAUAUGACAUCAAUAUGCACCAAAACGCACCAAUAAGCAGAACUUUUGACAUUUUUGUCAUGCACCAAAACAUGAUGCAUGCUUGCUAAACAAUGAAACUAUAAUUUACUUGAUUAAUGGAAACGUAAAGUUUUUGUAUUUUGUAAAAGAUUUCAUACCAAUAAUAGCUCAUGCAAGUUUAUCAAGAGCUGGAAAUAUAUACUCAAGGGAUAGUAUUAAUUUUCCUACAUGGGUUAUCUCCCUUGACAUGUUAUACCACCUCCAUGUGGACAGUCCUGUUUGCUUCAGUAGAUAUAUUACGAUUCAUCAACAUAACUAAGGAAAUUAUGUACAAGACAGUUUUCAUGGUUUUAAUAUUUCCAUGUCAAUCUUUCAUCCAUUUGUACAACUUGCUACAGUGUUAUGCACUCUUUGUGAUUAUGUACGGGUGUAAGACAUACAAGCAGUGUUCUAUUUCGAUACGCAUUUGCAUGUGACUGAACACUUAACAUAACAAUUUAUCUUUUUCAAGUGGCCAUCUUAUUUGGAAAUUGAAUCAGAUGGUGCGUGUUUGUUUUCAUAAACUGUAGCACAACAGGAGAGGCUCCCAUCCUGGCAGUUAUUAACCCAAAUUAUAAAAACAAGGGUGUUUUACUUCUCUAUUUUUUGUGAUCAGAGGUUAUUUUUUAAUCAUCAGAUACUUUUUUAACAAAUUGGGUACAAACUGGGUACAGUUAAUCAAAAUGGGUAAAAUUAAGAAUAUUUCUCUAUUUCUGUUUCUUAUUGAUGUCAAUGGAGCCAUAUAUUUCAAUUCCAAUUGGGCACAUUAUGAGAUAAUUUGUUUAAUCGUUAGAAAUGAGAAUUUUUGUUAUUGGAAUUUGUGUCUGUUUCUUGUCAUGGCUUCAUCCAAAACCUUUGUAUACUAGGUAGAUGCUAAGUGGGGUGUUCCUUACAAAAGUUUUUCAUUGAAUUAGGAUAUUUAUUACACAUUAAUGGUGUACUAGUAUUCUUUGGACUGGAAACAUUCUUUGUGGUAUUGUGCAUAUUUUCAGAGUUUCUUCUGUUAUUUUCACUGUGUAUGGUCUGCUGUAUUUUCAUGAAGGAUUUCAUUCACAUUCCAUGCUAAUUAAGACCAAGAGAUAAGAUAAGAUCAAGAAAUUUAACAUUAUUUAGACUAGUCAUGUGGUGUUUUUGCAUUUAUCAAAAAAAUGUUCUAUUCAGAUUGUUGGGUGGCCCAGUGGUUAUGUGUUUGCUCAUCGAGCAGAAGACUGUUUGAUUCCCAUUAGUGUAACAGUUAAUGACUGGUCUGUCUGGUUCAGAGUCAACAGGUUAAGCCCAUUGGUGGUGGAUUUAACAGUAGAAGGAUGAAAUUCCACGUCUUCUUGAUGAUAGGUUUUGUGAGACGAAGAACGAGUGGCUGGGUGUUUCUGUAAAUGAUAUCUGCAUGACUAUAUGACUACAUUACCUCAAAAAGAAGAAUAUUUGAAUGGAGAUUUUGAACUUCUUCUCAUGGAAUGUGAGCAUUAUUGCUUCACAGUGUCUCAUCAUGAAAGAUAGGUGUAUAUGACAUGGAAAAUCUUAGUCUUAUGAAAAUGUAUUACAAAGUAACUCAGUAAUUUUCAUUGACCAAAAUCAUUUGUGACACGAGAUAUUGUCCAAAGAAAGGUAUGGUCCAAACCAUGUGGUUAUUUUUCAUUGAGAGCUCUGUGUAUUGUAAUGCAUGAUUCCAUGAUUGUUUCUCUUUGAUUCUUGGUCUGUCUAUCAAACAAUUAGUAUGAUAUAUUUCAGUUCUAUGGGGUUAUGAUGGCAUACACGUUCAAUUACAGGUACCAAAAUCAGUGUUUUGUGUUAUUAAUUUUAAGAUACUAAUGACAUAUUUCAAUGAAGAGGUAUUAAUACAUAUAGCAGAAAUUCCUAAAAUGAACCUUUUUUAUCUAUUACUCUAGUGGGAAAUUUAGAAUCAAGGAUUGGUUUGAAGACUUGAGUAACUGAAAUAUAUUCAUAGAAAUGUAACAUCCAGUAUGUUAGGAGUAGGAGUUAUUUUAGGGGUUUAGAUUGAGGACUCACUAUUUUUGUUCCAGCAAUUCUGGGCCUAUAAUUUCGAAGCUCUCUUAUCGCUAAGAUAGUCGUAAGUUAAUGUAUGGCACUUACGAGUAUCUUAGCGCUAAGAGGGCUUCGAAAAUCUAGGCCAUGGACGAGAUUACAAUUUUUUCCUUAAAGAUCCACCCUCAUUUUAGUAUAAGACAAAAUAUAAUGGAUGUCAACUUCUUCUUUAUUCUUCGAAGGGGCAAGAAAAGCCCAGAUACAUUGUGUAGACAAUAAGGAAGUUGACAUCCAUAAUAUUUUGUCAUAAUAAUAUGCCUCUCAAGAACCUCAUUUUAGUUUACAUUGAAAGUAGAGAAUUCGAAACCAAAUAUGAUUAAUAUUGAUGAAUGAAUGGGUACAGUGUACCAGCGGCCUCGUAUCCUCAUUGUGUUUCCAUAGUGAUGAACCACCUUUGCACUGUACAGAUACCAAUAUUGUUGUGUUAAGGAAGGGCUGUGUGUGAUGACAGCUGUGAUCAUUAUGCAUGAUUAUUGUAGCAUAAUAUGUAGGGUAAUUAUGCAGGUUUAUGUUACAUAAAUAUGUCUUCUAUUCAGAUCUGCCAUUAAGAAGACCAGAUGUGGACACAAGUGGAGUGUAUUUUGUACAACUUUUCCUGGUUUGAGAACAACCCGUUACAUUUGUAUGGCAAUGCAUAACAUCCACUGAAAAUAUGGAGUUUCUAACAUUCACAGUGAAAUAACUGGGAUAUAAAAAAGAAAAAAUUAGAAAGUAA
Haliotis rubra (blacklip abalone) is the source of this 9059-nucleotide messenger RNA. Its product is annotated as WD repeat-containing protein 20-like. Bases 26 to 1726 code for a protein of 566 amino acids. The transcript has 4 exons. NCBI's taxonomy places the organism in Eukaryota, Metazoa, Mollusca, Gastropoda, Lepetellida, Haliotidae. The record is from RefSeq and is a predicted model, not a curated record. Gene Ontology annotation, molecular function: protein binding.